GCUCGACACAACCGCUACGCACAGCAUCACAGGCAGACCCGAUCAAACGACCCAGAGCCCGCAGGCAUCACCAAUCGUUCCCAGCACAAUAGAACAGCACCGAAUCAAACGCAGCACUGUCGAUGUGUGCAGACGUAACAGAUUCGUCAAAAGUCCACUUCCUGUGUCCAGUUAUUCAAGCAGGGGACGGAAAACAACUUGGUCUGAUUUGAUGAGCUGAAAGGCACAGUCAGUGGUGCAGCCAAAGGUGGUGACCCCUGUGGGACCUUGCUGUGAAAUCGUGCUUGGUUGUGAGUGUGAGACCUGUUCCUCUUGUUUGUACCAAUGGGACUCACGUUAUCUGUUUGGCUGUGUGGCACGACAGCAGACAAAAAGCCCCCCUCUUCAUCAGCCUUCCUCACGGCAGCUGUUCCGACCUCCUCUCGCCUGGCCGUCAUGCUGAACUCCUCUCCAGUUGUUCCAGAUAACAGACGAUCGCACUGGAGCGCCUCACACUGCUCAACUCACUUCCUGCCUUUGGCCACAAAACAGGAAGUGACUCGCGAACCCGUUGAACAGAGCAGCGAUGGGGUGAGGGCUGAGAUGGGCGUUAAGCGUGGGCUACACCUGUGGGAGAUGCGGUGGGAUCCGGCCCACAGAGGAAGUCAUGCUGUGAUUGCCAUUACCACUGAAAACUGCCUGCUGCAAGCCUCAGGUUACAGCAUGCUAUCAGGCACAGAUGCCCAGUCUUGGGGAUGGGAGCUCAGCACCAAUCAGCUUUGGCAUGGGGGUCUGAUUCUGGGGAAAUACCCCGGAGAGAGGGGCCUAAGACGCCAGGGCCACUUCUUCCCUGUCCCUGAAACUGUGUUGGUGGUGCUGGAUGCUGACGCAGGAACUCUGGGAUACAUUGUCAGUGGCUGCUUCCUCGGCGUAGCUUUCAGGGAUCUCCCCGGGGGGGUGGAGCUGUUCCUGGCUGUGAGCAGUGUAAGGGGAGGGUCCACCAUACAACUGCGUUACCUCAACGGUGCCUCACGUUAAGUGCCAGGCUACAUGCAGUAUGACCAAGAUGCACAUUUGUUGAAGCAUAAAGCGGUGAUGGAGGAGCUACGGAAUCUGAAGUGCUGAUAAAAUAUCUCUCUCUGUCUCUUUCUACCAGGUGACCCCCCUGCCCUCAUGGCUCUUUGUGGGCUUCUCAUCCGUCAGUCUCUGGAGCAACAGGGGCAAAAUCUAAUAGACAGACUGCCUCUUCUCCAGCACUACCUAAGCACUACCUACUA
Molecule: messenger RNA, 1256 nt
Organism: Lampris incognitus (smalleye Pacific opah)
Lineage: Eukaryota; Metazoa; Chordata; Actinopteri; Lampriformes; Lampridae
Product: SPRY domain-containing SOCS box protein 2
Biological process (GO): proteasome-mediated ubiquitin-dependent protein catabolic process
Cellular component (GO): SCF ubiquitin ligase complex
Molecular function (GO): protein binding
Source: RefSeq, a predicted model, not a curated record